AUGUCUAGCCUGCAGUCUAUCAUGAACCUGGACGAGGACCAACCGGACGCCUCCAGCCCUAUGGAUAAAAAGGAUAAGGACUCUGCAACUCCCGCUUCCGGACUCCGAGCUCGUGGUCCUCCAACCUCCUCGACACCCUCUGGUCACGUCAUCCGUCCUGACCUACAACAACAUCCCCCCUCGACCUUCACGCCUCCCACUCUAAGAAUCCCCAUCGCCGCCGCCGCCGCCAACGACGACGACGAGAGCAGCAACCCCUUCUACAACCACCCAGCCCAACAACAACAAUCACAGCACCACACUCCCUCCCAGGACCUCACAGCAACACUUCACAACCUUCACUACUCGCAAGGGCAGAGGCCGGUGGAGCCCAGCUCGAGUAUCCCUACCCUCUCGGUGGCCUCGUCCGGCCCAUCAGAUCUGCGCCGCCAGAGCAGUACUAGUGUGGACUCCAUGGAUCACCAACACGGCUAUGGAUCCGCGGCGUCUUCGUCCUCCAUGGGUGGAGGGGCUGGCUCUGGAGGUUAUCCUCCUAACCAUCCACGACGGCCCAUGGGAAGCCCAGGCCCAGAAAUUCCCAUCAAGUUGACUCCCAUCACCGGGAGGGUUAGCCGUGCGAAGAAGGGAGUCCCCGUCCACAUCUGUGACAUAUGCACUCCCCCAAAGACCUUCACAAGAGCCGAGCAUCUCAGUGACCAAGAGGGAGACAGAGCCUCGCAAAGUGGAGAUAGUGGCCGUCGCGACUCCAAGGACUCAACGCUGGAAGGGCCCAUGACCGGCCUUACGGUUCGCGGCCUGUCAUCGAACUUGGCAUAUCCAUCUUCCUCCCAAGGAGGCUUUCACGGCGCGUCAACACCCUCGUCAAGCUCAGCACCGGCCACUCCUCCCAUAGGAAGCGGCACGGGCUCGACCAUGUCACCGCCUCCGGGGAGUAGUGAACAGUACGGUUCCUCAUCCAGCCACCAGGGGACAGGCCACUACCGCUAUGUCGGCAUGCCCGUUAUGACCCACCAAUCCGGCAGCAUGAAGGCCUCAUCCGACCCGCCAAGCUUUGCAGAGAUGGAAUAUUUGCAGCAACCCAGGACGUACCCAAUACCGCGUUUCGUCCCCACACAGGGCCUAUCGCCAUCUACGGCAUUGCCAACGGCACUGGACCAGACUCCCGACCUGAUCCAUUCGGGAUGGACCUCAUCUGGCGAUGACAAUUACUCAACCCCUCCUGAGGUAUCUACGCGUCGGUCAGACUGGCGCCAUACCUCUCAGCACAACCUCGAGUGGCCAGCGAAUUCCAACCUCUUGUCACAAUUUGCCACUGGUGGCAGGCAGGAGAUCGACACAAGCGGCGGAGGCAUAGGGACAAUGGCUGGGUCUUACUACGUGCCCACGGCGGGCUUCCCAAGCUCGCCUCAUAUGGCUUCGGUGUCUCAGAGCUACCACGCUCUUCUGAGCGACCCGCUCAUGAGUACUUUCACCGACGAGCAUGCCCAGUCACUCUUGGAUCCCGCCAUCACCGCGCAACACGCCAUCGACCAGCGGACAUCCUCAGUGCGUAGACACACUCCUGAAACUUCCAUCUCGACGUCGGGGCAAGCGGCUGACACCCUAGUCACGCCAGCUCCUCUACCACAUAGGAUAAAUUCCGUGGCUCAGGCCCGGCAGAAAGAAAUGAUUGUCGACAGCACCGACGUGGACGUGGCUAUGAGUUUCGGCACCGAGAAUGGCAGCCCUCACUGGAGCGACGACAAUCCGGCGAGUGCUGGGAUCCUGACUGGGUCAGCACUCACCGGAAUGGGUGAAUGUGGCGGCGGUAGUGGUGGCAGCGGCAUGGGUGGCCCCGCGGCUCUGCAUACCCUCCUUCCGCGCCCUGUCCGCAACGCCAUAUCUGACUAUAUCAACAUUUACUGGGAGCGUUUUCAUGUUUUGUACCCGUUUAUUCAUCGACCGACAUGCGGAGGGGAAGAAGUGUUGAGGUGCGCCAUGGCGGCCAUCGCGACACAAUACUUGAAUGGCAAAGAAGAUCGCAAACGGGGGAACCAACUGCAUGAAUGGGCCUGGCAGGAGGCAAAAAGGCACCCCUACCGCAACCUCCAAGUCAUGCAGGCAAUCCUGCUGUGCGAACACUUCGCUCGAUUCCGGGGCCGAAAGGCGGUAGUGCGGCCCUCGAAGCUGUUUACUGACCUCUAUGCGAGAAUUCUGGACCACAAUCCGAAUUUAUACGAUUCGGCACUGUCCUCAGAUACUCCCAGUUUCGGGAACCACCAGCAAAAUAUGGGCAUCUGCAUGGCCAAGGAGGAGCGGUGGCGCACUUGGCUCGAGGCAGAGGGACGCCGUCGAUUGCUGGCUUCAUGCUUUACUCUGGACUGUCACGCAUCGACGUACCAUCAAGUCUCUCGUGCCAAAGACGACAUCGACCCGACUAGGAUCCCCCUAACAGGCCCCAGCGAAUCUCUCUGGGCCGCCACCUCCGCUGAGCAGUGGGCCACCAUUCUGGACGCCCACCCCCAACUCGGCAAUCCGCAAUUCCUUCCCAAUAUAGACUCCCUGAGACCCGAAGAUAUUCCCAGAUUCACCAUUUUCGAUCAGGCAUCCAUUCUCAGCGCUGCGGCGCUCAUGUUGCCCCGCCGCUACCUGGCGUCGCGCUCUACAGCUGUCAAGAACGACGACGAGGGCUCGGGUUCGUCAGACGACCUACGCACACCCACCACUGCUUCCUACGCAGCACAACAGCUGAAGAGACUCAAGCCUGAGGACAGGGUCCUGCAGCUCUGCUCACGGGUUGGAUUCCAUUAUGCUCCCUGGACGGCCGUCAAUGUCUUCCUCGCACUGCAUCACACUCCCUUGCAUGACCUGCUUGCGGUCAGCGGCGACAGCUGGGUAUUCAGCCAGAAAGUCCUCGGCGCGACGACAUUCCUCGAGCACCAGAAGCGCCUGAAGGCGUGGACCGAAGGUCGCUCUCCACCGUCGCCCACAUCUGGCCAGCCGACCUCCCCAACUACCAUCGGUUUCGAGGGCAUGUCUUCGGCUAAGGCAACUCUCUACGCUGCCCGUGCGCUAGCAUCAUUCCUAGAACGGCCAAUUUCCCUUUCCAACGGUCUGACACCGCACGUAACUUGUCUCUCCAACUACUGGGCCAUGUACGUGUGCGCUUUGAUCAUUUGGGCCUUUGGGAACAGGGCCGGCAAGUCCUCUUUUUCCAGCAGCAGCGGCAGUGGCAUCAGCAGUUCACCCACAAGCAAGGGUGCGACGAUGAGCGAGGAGGAUGCUGUCGCCUGGCUGCAGACUGUGGCGCAGCUGGAUCAGCCAGAGGACGUCGCCCGCAUGAGGCAGCGCAAAGAAGCGAGUGCGACCGUGGUGUCGAUGGUUAAACGGCGUCUUGAGGCAGACUGCGGGGGUGGCACGAGCCGGCUUUUCGUGGAGGCUGUGGGAAUCUUGAGGAAGCUAGAGGAGGGCGUCACCCGUAGGUGGUUCUAA
This is a messenger RNA of Cryphonectria parasitica EP155, 3471 nucleotides long. RefSeq lists its product as uncharacterized. The transcript has 5 exons. Gene Ontology annotation, cellular component: chromatin. The record is from RefSeq and is a predicted model, not a curated record. Bases 1 to 3471 code for a protein of 1156 amino acids. Gene Ontology annotation, molecular function: zinc ion binding; DNA-binding transcription factor activity, RNA polymerase II-specific; RNA polymerase II cis-regulatory region sequence-specific DNA binding. Lineage: Eukaryota; Fungi; Ascomycota; Sordariomycetes; Diaporthales; Cryphonectriaceae. Gene Ontology annotation, biological process: regulation of transcription by RNA polymerase II; DNA-templated transcription.